This is a messenger RNA of Gryllus bimaculatus (two-spotted cricket), 6390 nucleotides long. The record is from the annotation of a GenBank genome assembly. Lineage: Eukaryota; Metazoa; Arthropoda; Insecta; Orthoptera; Gryllidae.
AGUACGGUUGGGCAAGCACCAUCAGUUGAGUAACACGUAUACACCAUUACACCAUGGCUGACCAUGGCCAGGGUCACUGAGCGUCCGAUAGAGGCAGCCACAUGUCUGCCGCAGGCUGUUCGGCUCUUCGGGUCUGUCAGUCAGCUAAUGGGGAAGGUUACGGUUGGUUAAGGACGUGAUGCACAAAGGUAGAGGCCGAGUGGACUGCGCUCGCUCGCAGUUGCCCGUAGGUCGCCCGCUAGUUUCCCGCACCGUAGUUCAACACGUAUAAGGUCGCUUGCCGUGGUGGCCGGGGGAGUGUGGCCUCAACAUCGAAAUUGUGCGUUUGAAAACCGUCGAUGUACUGUGGACAGACGCAACCGGUGCAGCUGAAGAAGCAAGAAAGUUUGCACUAGGCUAGGAUUUGAAUUGCGUCUUCUUUUUCGAAAAGGUCAUUGCUGUCAUCAUCAAUAUCAAAUAUGCUGUGGUUUCCUAAAAGGAGAUUAAUGAAAAGGUAUCAUGUUGCAUUUUAACUAACGUCGACCUUUGUGUUCUAACUGCAUGCCUUGUUAGGCCACUUUCUAGUCUGGUUUCUGGUUUAAGUCUAUAACUGAGUUGUAGUCUUGAAUUAAAACAGAGGCCAUGUCUGCAAUUAAGUACAUCCUCCUGCUGGUCAUUAUCCCAAUGUCCCUGUGGUAUUGGGGAGAAAUCUUCAUUUUGUCGAUGAGACUCUCUCUUGGAGUUGUUUUUGUCAUAUUUAUACUCGUCCCUCUAAUAUUUAAAUACACAUACAGCUUGCAAAGAAGUAUGGUAUUCCUUAAUUUUGUUACAUGGCCUCGCAAUGCUGAUUAUAACGCUCCUGAAAAGUAUGGCCUAGCUGGCACUAAAAAUUUUUAUGUGACAUCAGAUGAUGGUGUAACUCUUGGUGUUUGGCACACAUUGCCAGCCUCCAUGGAUAAUGAGAAUGUCAGUAAGGGAAAUUUUGAAGCAGCAUUGAGUCAUGGUGAACCAGUUGUUCUCUACAUGCAUGGAAACUCCGGUUCCAGAGCUAGCCCACACAGAGUGGAACUCUACAAUGUUCUCAGGAACCUUAACUAUCAUGUUAUCAGUUUUGACUACAGAAGUUAUGCAGAUUCAACUGAUAUUGAACCCACAGAAGAAGGUGUGGUGGCUGAUGGAAAAUUUAUGUAUAGAUGGUUAGAAAGAAGAGUAAAAUCAUCUCCUUUGUUAGUGUGGGGUCACUCAUUGGGCACAGGAGUUUCGUCACAUGUACUGGCUGAUUUGGCCAAAGAAGGAACACAAGUUUUAGGCCUUGUUUUGGAAUCACCAUUCAAUAAUUUAAGAGAUGAAGUCAGAGAACACCCUUUUGCAGCACUCUUUAGACAUUUACCAUGGUUUGAAAUGUGCUUUCUGGAACCUAUUCAUGCCAACAAAAUUCAGUUCACUUCAGAUGAGCAUAUUACUCAUUUCUUGGCUCCUAUUCUGAUUCUUCAUGCAGAAGAUGACCUCGUUGUUCCUUACUUGUUGGGUAAAAGAGAGUGGGGGUAGGUCUUGCAGGGCUUCAGAAAACAUGUACGUGUAAUCUCCGUAAUACUCCAAGGAAAAAUGACGGUUUUAGACCAUUUAUAAGAAAAUCCUGUAAGUGUACCACAACUGGUUAGGGAAUUACCCUAUAGGGUUGCAUCAAACUGGUUUAAGAUCAAAACUUAGAAGUUUGCGGAUUGUGAUGCAUGUGGGAAAUUGGAUGCACCAGCAACAUAUAACCCAUCUUAGCANCUGUAUAAAACUGCAUUGGAGUCUCGUCCUAAUGGUUCUGGACCUGUAGAGUUGUUAGAUUUGAGAAAGUAUGGGUAUGGCCAUAAGUUUAUCUGCAGAGCUCCUGAACUCCCUGAAAUAGUGAAAGACUACUUUGAACAGUGCAUACAUGGUAGAAUAAAACAGUGAUGUUUGAUAUCUGGGAAGCUGCAGGAUGAUAGUUUCUGCAUUUUUUAUCGUGAUUGAAAACUUAACAAAGUUGAAGUUUUAUAUGCUGGGAGUUGAUAUUACUACAGUUAAAAUUGUGAUGAAGCCAUGUGGUUUUUUAAGAUUCUUACCUUGUGAUAGCAUUUUUAUAUUGCUUACCUGUGUUUGGAUAUGCAGUAUUAGAAAUGAUUUUUACUAGUCUAUGCUUGUAUAUUUUUUACAUUCCAAGAAUGAUAGAUAAAAUAUACUUAAUCCCAAUGACAUGAGUACAGGCCACACAAUAUAAGUUGAAUUUUUAAAUUGAAAUUUUCUCUCAGUUGCAGUUGGCUGAUACAGUAUUUUACUUCUCUUUAAGUUGUAAUUGCAAGAUGGAAUUUAGGAAGUUAUUGUAAUGAAAUAUUAAUUUUACUGUUGGUUACAUAAUUUAAUUACUCUGUCAAAGCACUUAUAAAUAGAAUUUACAAAAUGAAAAUAAUAUGAGAAAGAGUUCCAGUUGAUCUGAAUGUUGUAACUCGUUUGUCAGUUAAUAUUCUUAAAACUUCUGUGAAUGAAGUAGAGAAAAAUGAUAGUGUUGCAAUUUAUUAAAAUGGUUUAUAUUGUUGAGUUUAUUGAAUUGGGAUUGUAGAUUGCCAAAUUGGUUUUGUAAUUUGAAAUUACAGUGCAAUUUUUCUACUCUGCCUCUCAAGGCCAUACUUCAUAGUGGCAUUAUAUCAUGGUAUUUUGCGGCUUUCUUGGUCGUGCCACUAGAUGCAACAACAUGAUUACAACCCUAUCCAGUACUGCUAUAUGUUCUCGAUUAUGCGACAUCUAGCGAACAGCCAGAAAAAAAACACAUAAAAGAGUGACAUGAUGCCACCGUGAAGUACGGCCUUGGGGGCAUUUGAGGGGCAGAGUUAGAAAAAUUGCUGUGCAGUCUUUUGUGACUGUAGUGAUGAAUGACCUCUGUCGUCUGGAAAUUGACAUCAUUAAGCAGUAAUAAGUCAUUUAUGUACUAAAUGUUAAAUUUUCAUUUUCUUGAGUAUUUUGUUCAUUUCUGGUGUUUCUAAUUUGAGAUAAAUUUAAGAUGGUGAUUUAUGGCUAUGGUCUUAAAAUGUGUAAUAAAUGUUUUCAAUUAUUGUGUUGGCAAAAAAUGUUUGAUAAUUAAGGCUUGGACUUUUAGGUAAAUACAUAUUUUUCUCCCUUAAUCCUGAGCAUUGAAAGUUAAGUGAAAUUUCAAAUAGCUCCCCUGUAGUUUUCAUAUAUCAAAUUUAAUUACACCAAAAGAUAAAUAUUUUUGUCAAAACACAUUAUUUUCCUACAUUUAAUGUGAAAAAUGAAUAUUUUGAGUAUUUUCAAGUUCACACAUCACUUGUUACUUGGAAUUGAGGGCUAUUAUCAGCAAUACUGUCACUUCGGGCAUGGAUAUGCCAAGCAAUAACGUACUCGUAGCACGAAUAGCUCUUGCACUUCCUCGUAAUGCACAGACAAAAUUUUCAGAGUAAUAAAGAGUAUGACUUCAGGUUUUUACUUCAAGUCUUCUCUUGAUCUUCUGUACGGUUUUUCAUCUGAGAAAUAAAAAAAGUAUUAUUAUUUUAACCCACAUUUUUCACUUUUUAAGCACAUUAAAAGUAUUUUUUUUAGCACCUAAAAGUCUGAGCCCUAUUUAUAAUUCUCAUACCUGUCAAUUUUGGUAGAUGAAAGAACAAUUAAUUUUGAAAGUAAAACAUCUCUUUAAUAUAUUGUGAAAUGUAGGAAAUAAAUUGCGGUACUAUAUGUGAAAAAUGACCUUUUCUUGAAUUUUUGGCAGAUCCUAUUUUCUUACUAUGCUGUUGUUUUGACACUUUUAAGAACAUUUAUCAAGGAACAUAUUGAAAUACAUACAGAAAAUAUUAUAUAAGCAGUAGUGUGACCAGUACUCGUGUAUUAUCCGUACAGAAUAAAAUUUGCAAGAUGUUUCUAAAGUUAUGAUAGUGUAGAUGCUGUUUGCAUUGCCUUCAGAACAGAGUGCAAGUAGGAGCUGGGUCAAUUAUCUUUGUUUGUUCUUUUCUGAUUCUUAAUUAAGGACUUUGUGUCAGAAGCAUUGUGUUCAAACGUGCCUUAGGGAGAGAGAGAGAUAGAAAAAAAGUUUACUAUCAUUUUAGUCUAAAUUCAAAGUAGUAAUUUGAUAGGCUAAUGGUGCUUUUAUUUAUAAUUAGAUUCUGCUAUAAGUUGAAUAUUUAACCUUCAACAUAUAAAAUAAAAUUUUUACAAGAAACCAACUUACAACAUAAAGGUUAAGAAUGCAAUGUGUUACUGGGCAAACUUGUCAUGGCAGUUUGGAAUAUAAUGCAUUUUGGCCCUUAGCCCAGUAUUUUGAUUUUGAAUUGCAAUGGAGUGUUGUACUGUCGUGAUAGCAUUUGGUGCUUUGCAUUAGUUGUUGCAUUCAGAAAUAUUUUGUUCUGUAUUAUUUGCCCCAAGACCAUCAUAAUGGCAUUUUGUUAAGUUUUAAAUAGCAGCUAUUUUGCCAGUAAAUCUACCACAUGAUUCAUUGGAAUUUUCCUAGAGCGUCUUAUAACAAAUGUAUAAAGGAUUUUGAAUACUUUCAUAGUAACUUCACUUUCAACAUGUAAAGACAAUGGAUUCUACUAAGUUAUCUUACUAUUCUCCUUCCUUACGAAACAUUCCCCCUUUGCUCUAUUGUUCGUUCAUUUAAAAAUAAUCACUUGUGAUACAUUUUGUAGCUUGGGCUCAGGCUUAAUAGGUCCAUUGUGAAACAUUUUUAGAUAUUUGAAAAUGGCUAGAUCAAGUAAUUAUUUCAUUUUUGUCCAAUUUUGAGAAUUCCAUUCAAAAAUUGAUCCUUAAGACUUGUUAGUUAUUAGAACUAUUGUCAUUAUUAUCAUCCUGAAAUAUGACCAAGUUAUUAAUAUAUCUUUGAAUUUGUUCCUAUUUUUAUUAAUUAAUAUGUAAGAUUCUUAUAUACAUAUUUGCUCAUAUUUCUAGUCUCCAAAGUAAACCCUUUUCUACAUCUCCAAUUUAUGUUAAUUCAGGAAGUAAUAUUUGAGUCUCUUAAAUACUUUGGGAUAAUGUUACAUUACAGCAUUUUAUUAGAGAAAGUUCUUUUAUUCUGAAUAUGCAGUUGGAAAGUUGGGAAAAGACAUGUGUUUGUAUAAAGUCACUAAGAAUGUUUGAUAAUACACAACAUAAAGAAUAAAUUUAAGUAACCCUCAAAACUUGGGUAUUGAAAUAUUGAAUUGUUUAAAUCAUACUUCUGAAAUUAUUUUCACAGUCGUGUUUGGAUUGUGGUAUUUAAUUUUGCUAUAUUUUUUCUGUUUACAAUUUAUACAAUUUAUUUGUUUUAAUUGGCUUGAAACAUUUCUUAAAAGUUUGAACCAUACUAAAAGAAUUUUCCACAAGGUUUUUUUUCUUGUUCCGUACCUAUAAAAUAAUAUCUGAACCUAUAACAAAUUGUUUGUAACUAGUACAAAAAGUUAAUCAGAAUUUUUUUUUUAAUGACUUAAUUUAAAUUGCAAUAUCUUCAGAUGAUAAUGGACUUUACAUUUCACUUUUCUUUUAGAAAAGUUGUUUUGUAUUAUGAUUUUAAUAAAAAAGAAAUGGGUACAAAAAUACCCUUGUAUUUACUACAUUUUUCUGCUUCAUUUAUUACAUCAUCUAAAAAUCAGUGUGGCAGAAAAUUGUGACUUGUUCUGAAUAAGACAUUCUAUCUUGGCUUUGAUUAUUUUAUUCUUGAUGCAAGACACUGUCAUGUAUAUACAGCACUUUUGCUUUGUUACAAUUCUCAAAUUUAGUUUGAAAUGUGUAACAAUGAGUUCUUUAAUGUGGAUUAUGUUGGGACCAUUCUCAUGAAAAGGAGUGACGAUACAAUAAUCAUGAAGAUAAAUUGUCUAACAAUUUGUUGUUGGGAAAGAAUUAUUGCUUGAAAUGUUAAUGAGAAGAUAAUUAUCGCUCAAAUAUAAUUACUGGAGUUAAUCCUUCAUACCUAAGAUACUAUAGAUAAAAGCUUAAUAGCUAAAGCACGGAUAGCAAUGUCACAAGUAAUAAGUAGAAGUUGUAUUUAUUUUGUAAUUUCUGUUAAGGCUCAGAAGAUAUAAUUAUCAUGUGUGGUUGUAUGUUAAAAAAGUUUCAAGGUGUUGCUAUGGGUUGCAGACUUUAUGAAAGAAGGUGUUAUAUAUUGUCCGAAGAAAGUGAUUUUAUAAUAUCUGGUGUAAUUAUUGCAGUGCGACAGAGAAACACUGAGUGAAAAUGGCAUGCUUCGUGAAAAUAGCAAUUAAAUUAUUGGUAUGUAUGGCCCAAAUAAGAGAAAUUUCAUUAUGGAAAAAAGGAAGAUUAUAUUCUUUAUUUUUUCAACUGGCUGUAGGAGACCCCUGCAAAGAACGAAAUUGUUGUUAGGUAGUGUGCCUCUUCUGUUGCAGUAGUUAUAGUGAUUUUCAAGUUUUUCCAAUAGUGCCAAGGCUGUUUCCUUCUCUUUAAAGA